Molecule: messenger RNA, 899 nt
Organism: Cuscuta campestris
Lineage: Eukaryota; Viridiplantae; Streptophyta; Magnoliopsida; Solanales; Convolvulaceae
Source: the annotation of a GenBank genome assembly
AAUCGUCCGGAGUAAUAUUGAUUCCAUUUCUUUUUUAAAUAAAGUAUUGACUAGCCUUACCCACUACUCAUGUUUUGAAAUAAGUUCCCGAACUCCUCUUUGAACCUAAGCAAGAAGAAGCCCAUUAGUUAGCUGGCGAUGGCUAUGACGAUGACGAAAUCGUUGCUUACUCGGCCGGGCAUGGCGAUCUUCUGCGCCUCGCGAUUUCGCUUUUCAAGUAACCUCGUCCGGUUUUCAGUUGCAGCAAUGACUAAACUCCUAGCAGCAGACCCGAUCGCGUCGGAAAAGCUCCUUUAUCCUAUCACGGUGGCGGCUCCAUUGGUUUUCCAGCGUCAGACAUUCUGUACCCGAUCAACAGCCGACGAGAAUUGUUACCGCACAAUCGAUUCUCCUCUGAUGCAGUCCAUGAAAAAGAAGAUCAAGGAACAACUGAAUGCAGAAUCAGUUACAGUUAAUGACCUUAAUGGUGAUGGUCGGCAUGUCAGCAUCAACGUUGUCUCUGCGGCAUUUGAGGGGCAAUCUGCUGUGAACAGACAGAGGAUGGUAUACAAAGCCAUAUGGGAAGAACUUCAGCAAACCGUGCAUGCUGUUGACCAGAUGACUACCAACACACCGGCGGAAGCAUCAGGAAAGAAGUGAUGUUGCAUGCAUACCUAUUUGUCUCUCUAGUCUCUGAUUAUUCUUUUCAGCCAAAAGUGAGAGAUAGUUGCAUGAAUGAACUGUUUUUUCGAGUAUCUCUUUAACUUUAUGGUAUGUUUGGAAACAUGGAUUUGGAUUUCAAAUCCGGAUUUAGCUCAAAUCCCAUUUUGAGAAACUUAAAAAAUUCAAAUUUGGAUUUGAGUCAAAUUCUUCUCAUUCAAAACAAAGCUUAAUUUGAAAUCCAUGCUCCUCCUCUUGUC